UUCAUAGAACAAACACGGUGAGGCCUACCGGAUCCUCGGUCUUUACCGUGGAGACUCUACCGAAGACGACCACACCAACAUUUAUCCUACGUUCCCCAGCAAGUGAAUAGCUGCAUUUUGUUGUUCGGGGUUUCUCAGAUUCAGUAACAACGCAUUGCCUGAGAAAAUAUGGAAGCUCCUCCUGUUACAGUGAUGCCUGUCACCGGGGGAACGAUCAAUAUGAUGGAAUACCUGCUGCAAGGCAGUGUGUUAGACCAAGCCCUGGAAAGCCUAUUGCAUCGUCUUCGAGGUCUGUGUGACAACAUGGAACCUGAGACCUUUACAGAUCAUGAACUGGUUUAUCUUCUGAAAGGCCAACAAGGGAACCCUUUCAUUCUUCGUGCCCGGCGCUCCCUCUCCCACCCCACGUCGCCGUGGCACCUACGCUACCUAGGCCAACCUGAAGUGGGAGACAAGAGCCGCCACGCACUGGUGCGCAACUGUGUUGACGUGGCUGCCUCUCACAGCCUGCCAGAGUUCCUUAAUGAGAUGGGCUUCCGCAUGGACCAUGAGUUUGUGGCCAAUGGGCACAUUUUCCGCAAAGGUGCUAUGAAAGUUGUGGUUAGCAAGCUGUCACGCAUCCUGGUACCGGGGAACACAGAGAACACAGAACGUCUAUCACUUUCUUUCUUGGUGGAGCUGAGUGUGUCGGCCCCCGCCGGCCAGGACACUGUGUCAGAGGACAUGCGCAGCUUUGCUGAGCAACUCAAGCCCCUGGUUCACCUGGAGAAGAUUGACCCCAGCAAACAGAGACAUUAAAUGACUGAAAUUAAUCAUUUAGUGGGUCAAGUCAUCUCUGACUGCCAUGAUAUGGACAAAUUAGAGCUAUUUUUUUUAAAAUACUGUUUACAUUUGAACUAAAAUGAAAUACACUUCAACUUUGACUUAAUGGU
This is a messenger RNA of Perca fluviatilis (European perch), 932 nucleotides long. It is a transcript of the gene med18, whose product is annotated as mediator of RNA polymerase II transcription, subunit 18 homolog (yeast). Gene Ontology annotation, molecular function: transcription coregulator activity. The record is from RefSeq and is a predicted model, not a curated record. The coding region runs from base 169 to 798 and encodes 209 amino acids. The transcript is spliced from 3 exons. Lineage: Eukaryota; Metazoa; Chordata; Actinopteri; Perciformes; Percidae. Gene Ontology annotation, cellular component: core mediator complex; mediator complex. Gene Ontology annotation, biological process: termination of RNA polymerase II transcription; regulation of transcription by RNA polymerase II.